AUGUCUUUCACGGUGUUCCCCGAGCUUCCUUCAGAUCACUUGGACAAGCCAACCGCCCACUUCGCUGAGUUCCUGGCAUACCCCGUCAUAGAUAAGCCACUUCGGCUUAAAGUCACUUCGAACGAAGGCCUCAACGUACCUCCGAACCCGCUGGGGACAUAUACAAUAUUGAUGGAAACCUGUGACGUCUCAGAAGCAAGAACGAGGGAGAUGAGAAGGCAGUGGCAGGCUAGCAAAUCCAAGUCUUUCGAUUAUAUGGAUUUCAACAAGAUCGGUAACUUCAAUGAUAUGCACUUCAGUGCCAAACCCAACACGUGGGCAGGAAAAACGAGAGAGACAAUUGAUGCCUCGAACGACCUUUUAAUCAUCUGCAGACUUUACGACUCCACCGCGCAGGGAACAUUCCCCUCAAUCAAGUUUAUAGGCGCUUUUUGGGAAACCGACCAUGUACUCCCCGCGUCUCGGCGUUUACCCCUACAAGCCAUCGAUCCUGGAGAUCCUUUUGAACAUCCGAACGAUCUUCUACGACGAUUUCCCCGACUUCGAGUUCUGUACAUCAUCGUCAAGCCUCAAGACCUCAUCAUCGAGCCAAAAAGGGUCACCUUUACGACGAACUACUAUAGGGAUUACAUACAAACUGAAAAUCAAGUCCCUCCCAAGACAUUCAAUGCGCGACAGAGAAUCUACUACGAAGUGCCCCGAGCAAUCGUCAAAAUGUACGCAAAGAGAGUGGAAGGAAUCUACUCAAAGAUGAAGGAGGCUUCUAUUGCGAUGCGAACGGGCAGAGAUUUGCCCCCGCUUGUUAUCCGGGUCAUGACGUGGAAAAAUGCUCCAGGAGUUCGAGGGCGCUUCGAUCGCGACUAA
Fusarium mangiferae is the source of this 864-nucleotide messenger RNA. RefSeq lists its product as uncharacterized. Lineage: Eukaryota; Fungi; Ascomycota; Sordariomycetes; Hypocreales; Nectriaceae. Bases 1 to 864 code for a protein of 287 amino acids. The transcript has 2 exons. The record is from RefSeq and is a predicted model, not a curated record.